Molecule: messenger RNA, 4164 nt
Organism: Adelges cooleyi (spruce gall adelgid)
Lineage: Eukaryota; Metazoa; Arthropoda; Insecta; Hemiptera; Adelgidae
Exons: 2
Coding region: 892-2691 (599 amino acids)
Source: RefSeq, a predicted model, not a curated record
GGACCCACCCUUAUCAGGGCUAAUAGAUACAUAUAUAUAUUUAUUACAUUGUACAACUUAUCAGGACUAACAUAUACAUAUAUCUAUAUAUUAUAUUAUAUAACUUCUCAUUAUUAAAUAUUGCUAAAUAUGAAUGUACCACACGUGCCGAUUUCACAUCAGACCCAAAAGGUCAUUACAGCAUCUUGCGAAAGCAGACAACUUGCAAUUCUGUUCACAGUUGACCUCAAACACGAGGCCAACCACUAAGAGAAACUUAACGUUUUUGGCAACUACCGUGCGAAUCUCACAUCGAAGCUAGCCAAUUUCGACCAUGCGAAGGCUGCACUCUCAUGCCUCUACCCUUCCUCCACCGUUGACAUAAGCGGAUGUCAUGGACGAGCGAGGUCAUCCACACGCGGACUUUCGAUAAUUGCGAGGAUUCCCACGGCCAUUCAGCGAGCGGACCAACAUAUAAGGGAGAACUUCAGUCAUAGCAGAGCAGAUGUACUGGGACCACCAUACACUACACUUGAAGUUUCUACCUAUCAUCUUCUUUUGAAGUCUUAAGCGGCUUAUAAUUGUCUUAAUCAUCAUAUUUUUGAAGCAUACUGAACUUAUGCUAUUAACUGUUUGUCGUUGUACAUGUUUUAUAAGUAUAUUAAAUUAAAUGUUUGUGAUUUACUCUGAAGUUAUUCUAUUAAAUAUCUAAAAACCUAUCACCACGAUUGUAACAACACUCAAACAGCCUGCAAUACAUACGUACAGGGCUACAGGGUUGCUACAUUGGCGCAGUCUAAAGGGAUCGUUCAAAGACGGUAACGACAUCAAGUCCAACUGAUUUCAACUGGAAGGGACAAGUUAAUUGAAGCACUUCGUUGAAAUCGACGUUUUUGGAAGAACCAUUCAAAUAUGAACGCUCUUUUGGUCAUAGGAAUGUGUAUACUUCGAACAGUCUGCGCGGAUUUUCGGUACCACGUUGACACAUUAUCCGAUACCCAAAGCGGGUUAUACUAUGAAAAACUUGAUUCUCUUAAGGUUCAAACCAAGGAAGUUACUCUAUUGACUUAUUUAGACUUAAGUCAGUACAAUCAGAAUGCCCAACUACUAGAGGCAAGGGUUAAUGCAUCAUACGAAUAUUGUGAACACUUUACUAAAUCAUUUUCCCCUCAAUUAGCAUCAAUUAAUGAAAGCUAUAUUAAUUCUAUUCACGAUCAUUGUCUAACUUUAAACACACAAGCCAGGGUUUCUCUAUCUAGCAUUGUAAAUAAAACUGAUUUAAUCUUCAGAACUAUUGAACCUAGUCGUUCAAAGCGGGGAAUUCCUUUUAAAUUAUUAAGCAAGGCAGCUCGCCUAUUAUUCGGAUUAUGCAGUGAGCUAUGUAUACAAAAUUCAGAUAAAAUAAUAGACAAGGCAUUAUCAGGUGAACAUUCGGUUCUACCAAUUCUAACAAAGGUCCUUGGCCUUCCUAACAUUACUUCUAAGCAGCCGUCUGUUGAUACUUUGGAAAUGAUAUCCGCAUAUGACCAAAAUAACACAAUAGGAGAUUUGGAUCGCGUUCGAAUAGACAACGCUUUAGCUCUAAACGCAUUACUUAAUCAAUUUUCACUAGAAGCGAACACUCUUUUUGAAAUACUCCAAAGCGCUAGGUUAGGUUAUAUACACCCUAGUCUGAUUAAUGACGAGGCAAUUCUAGAACAACUUAAGUCCAUUACAGAUCAAUUCGAUCCAAACACCGAAUUACCUUACGCCUUAUCACUACGAAAUAUACCUAAAUUACUAAAGGUAUCCAAACUAGCUAUAUAUUAUUCUAACGACCGAGUUGUACUAAAAAUAGGAAUUCCGUUAACAUAUGAUGAAACCUUAGAUGUAUUUCAUAUAUUACCUCAUCCUGUUUGUAUUAACCAUAAUUGUGUUUUUAUCAAGCCCAAAUUCCAUUACAUAGCUAUGACAGCCUCACGAAAGCUAUAUUCCACUUUCGAAAGGAUUGAUCAAGUAGAAUGCCAACAAACCGACGAAUUUAGAUUAUGUCCGGAAAUUUAUCCAUUACAUCUAACCUCAAAUAAACCCUUAUGCGAAGCCUUAUUAUUCCAAGAGUUAGACACAGCACCAGCUGUCUGUGAUAUAACAUUCAACCAAUUAGGUACUACGGUGUUCUAUAAGUUAACACAUCAAAAUAAAUGGUAUUUCAUUUCAAACGGGGAGUCAAUACUUAUUACCUGCAGUAACAGCACCAACAAGUCCCUAGCACUCAUUGAUAUAAUGGGUACUGGUAUUUUAACUCUUAACGAAACUUGCAAGGCUUAUGGUGCCGAUCAUGUAUUAAUUCCAAGCACUCCAACUAACGAACAAGAUAAUUAUGGUAACUACAUAGCAAAUGUAACAAUAAAAGAAGCAAACAUUUUGACUUCUACUUUAGUUGAUCAAAUCCUUGACCCUUUUCAAUCACCAAUAAGGUCCAUAACUGAUUUUUUAAAUACGGGAAAACCCCUCUCUCAGUUGCAGCUUCAACAAAGUCUACUGCAAGCACCAAACAAACAUUUUUAUUAUAACUAUAUCCUAUUUAUAAUAUGUUCAAUUAAUUUACUAAUGAUACUUGCCAUAAUUUAUCUACAUGACAUUAACCAUCGGAAUUCUUUACGUCAACCGCGACGUCAAAUUGUAUAUACUCCAGGAGAGGAAGAAGGAGUAGAAUUAAGAGGAGUAGAUUAACAUUUUAUAAUAUAUUAACUGAAAGUAAAAGUAGAAAUUUAGUUUAGCAGUUAGAUUAAAAGAUUCACUAAUAAGAAUCAUUUAUAUAUAUAUAUAUAUUUUAAGGGCCAUAUGAUACAACCAUGGCCUUAAGCCUAUACAUUGACAUAGGGGACGAUGAUGAGUGCGAGUUAGACGCGUGUCUACACGCCCUAGGAGAACGACGCCAGUCGAUCUCUUCACAACCGGGCCGCAGAUACGUUACUUCCCAGAACCACACGUUCUAUUAGGGGCUGGAAACAUCAUAUGCCCUGAGAUUUGUAGAGAUAAAAAAAAAAAAAAAUAAUAUAUAUAGAUAUACAUAAUCCUCUAUUGUAGUAUUUAUUCUAAACAGUAACUCAAAUUAUAAGCUAUCACUACUACAUUUCUCCCAUCCGGUAAUAAACCAUUUAGUUAAGAUUCAAUUAAGUUCUAACGUACUGGGUCUUACUACCAUUAGAAUAAGGAUAAUUUUAUGUAUGUAAAUAAGCGCACAUGCGAAAAAAAAAAAAAAAAUGUUCUAAUUAAUCUAAUAUAUUAUACAAAUAAGUACUAACCACCUUUUUAUUGUUCUAAAGGAAACCACAUUAAUAUAUAUUGUUAACUAACCAUUAUUAACCUCUUAAGCAAAUUAGUUAAGAACACGAAGCAUUUUAAGCUUUAUACAUUUUAUUAUGAAUUUAAUCAUGUAACACAACACUUUAUGUAACAUAUCCCAAGCAAAUUGUAACCUUUAAUGAAGUUUUUUGUACUACGUCCAAAAAACUAAAAAAAAACGAUGGAGAUGUAACGGACCCACCCUUAUCAGGGCUAAUAGAUACAUAUAUAUAUUUAUUACAUUGUACAACUUAUCAGGACUAACAUAUACAUAUAUCUAUAUAUUAUAUUAUAUAACUUCUCAUUAUUAAAUAUUGCUAAAUAUGAAUGUACCACACGUGCCGAUUUCACAUCAGACCCAAAAGGUCAUUACAGCAUCUUGCGAAAGCAGACAACUUGCAAUUCUGUUCACAGUUGACCUCAAACACGAGGCCAACCACUAAGAGAAACUUAACGUUUUUGGCAACUACCGUGCGAAUCUCACAUCGAAGCUAGCCAAUUUCGACCAUGCGAAGGCUGCACUCUCAUGCCUCUACCCUUCCUCCACCGUUGACAUAAGCGGAUGUCAUGGACGAGCGAGGUCAUCCACACGCGGACUUUCGAUAAUUGCGAGGAUUCCCACGGCCAUUCAGCGAGCGGACCAACAUAUAAGGGAGAACUUCAGUCAUAGCAGAGCAGAUGUACUGGGACCACCAUACACUACACUUGAAGUUUCUACCUAUCAUCUUCUUUUGAAGUCUUAAGCGGCUUAUAAUUGUCUUAAUCAUCAUAUUUUUGAAGCAUACUGAACUUAUGCUAUUAACUGUUUGUCGUUGUACAUGUUUUAUAAGUAUAUUAAAUUAAAUGUUUGUGAUUUAC